AUGCAGGUUUCCGAAAUCGACAACGUCAAGAUAUAUAACCUCAGCGCUGGAAAGUCUCUACCAGAUUGGUUAUCAGAAAGAAAAAAGAGGGCAAUUCUUAAGAAAAAUGUAGACCUACGAAGGAGGAUUGAACUUAUUCAAGAGUUUGACAUGCCUGGGGUAAGCACUAGUAUUCAAGCAUCAAAAGAUGGGCAGUAUAUAAUGGCAACGGGCAUUUAUAAACCACGGAUAAAAUGUUUUGAUGUGAAUAAUUUAUCACUUAAAUUUGAAAGAUGCUUAGAUGCUGAAGUAGUUACAUUUGAAAUAUUAAGUGAAGAUUAUACAAAGAUUGUUUUUCUCCAAUGUGACCGAUAUGUAGAGUUCCAUGUUGGACAUGGUAGGCAUUACCGAUUAAGAGUACCUCACUUUGGAAGAGAUAUGGCAUACCAUAAACCUUCAUGUGAUCUUAUUGUUGUUGGGGCAUCAAAUGAAGCUUACAGAUUAAAUUUGGAAGUGGGCCAGUUUAUGGCACCAUUUGUAACAAAAGCACAUGAAAUAAACAGUUGUACUGUGAAUGAAGCACAUGGUUUGGUCAUAUUUGGCACUGAAAGUGGCCAAAUUGAAGCUUGGGACCCACGAACAAAAUCAAGACAGGGACUACUAGAUUGUGCCUUGCAUUGUUCUGAUUUAGAGAAAAAAAGUUUGGCUGCUAUAACAAAAUUAAAAUUUAAUGGAGCAUUGCAGAUGGGGGUUGGUACAUCUUCUGGCCAUAUCCUACUUUAUGAUAUAAGAUCUAGUAAGCCACUAUUGGUAAAAGAUCAUAUGAAUGAAAUACCUAUUAAGAAUAUUGAAUUCCACUCCCAGAUGAAUUAUGUUUACUCGAUGGAUUCAUUAGUAUUAAAAAUUUGGGAUAGUAAUACUGGGAAACAAUAUACAAAUAUAGAGAGUGCCGAGGAUUUUAAUGAUCUUUGUGUAAUACCCAACACUGGUUUAUGUAUGAUGGCAGUUGAAGAUCCUAAAAUGCAAAUUUACUACAUUCCAUCAUUGGGGCCUGCUCCGAAAUGGUGUUCCUUCUUAGAUAAUUUGACAGAAGAAUUGGAAAGCUCUGCAGUCCAGACAGUUUAUGAUGAUUACAAAUUUAUUACAAAGCAGGAAUUAGAAUCGCUAGGUCUGGAUCACCUUUUAGGAACAAACUUACUACGAGCCUACAUGCAUGGCUACUUUGUGGACGCUCGAUUAUACAAGAGAGCUAAAACAAUAGCAGAUCCAUUUGCAUUUGAACAAUACAAAAAGCGUAAGAUUCGUGAAAAGAUUGAACAGGAAAGGCCAGCGCGGUUAAAAUUGGACGACAACCUACCAAAGGUUAACAGGGAAUUAGCUUCACGCCUGCAGAAUAUUGAAGGGAGAAAGAGUAAACAGUCAAAUAAUCUACUUAAAGAUGACCGUUUUAAGGAAUUGUUUGAAAAUCCCGAUUUUGAAGUUGAUAAGGAAGCUAAUGAAUACCGUUUACUCAACCCAGUGUUAGCCAGACUUGAUAAAAAGGGUACAAAAACUAUCCAAAGUCACGAGACCAAUGUGGCUAAGAUUGAAGAGCCUAUUGAAGACAAAGAUUCAGACAUGGAAUUAUAUGAAUCCAGUGAAGAAAGCUCUGAUGAUGAAAAGGUUUGGGCGAAAGAGGUUAAAAAACAACACAGAAUGAUCAGAAAUCACAAGUCCAAUGAUGAUGAUAAUGAGGAACCGCUAAACGAAAAGUUUUAUGAAUUUAAUAAUGCACCGAAACUUACUAAUAUUAGAAGUAUAACACAACCCCAAAUAAUGCAAAACGACAAUGGUUCUUACGGCAGUACGAGUGAUUUACUGGACGGCCAUGUACUGGGUAACGACAAGCUGGUGGGUGCGCCAGCCAUGGAGAGAUCUAGGAGGUCUAGUUUAGGUGCAAAUAGUGUUGAUAUAGGUGAAAUAACAGAGUCGCCCGACACAGAAUACAUGAGUACAUCAGCAAUUUUACAUUAUUGUAAAUCAAAGAUAUUAGUCCCGUAUUUAAAGCUUUUAACUAUUAUGGGCUUAAGGCCUGUGGUUGAUUCAUCGAACUCAUCAAAAUAUGCAAUUUGUUUUUCACAUUUCCAUACCGCACAAGUAGCGGUGUUUAUGUUUUUAGGAUAUAUAUUGCAGUACAUGGCUUGCUUCAGGCGAGAUAGAGGAUUUUGUUAUAAGUUAGUGCCACUUGCUCUUACAUCGUCAUUGGAGUACGAUACUUACCAGCAAAUUUGUUAUGGAAAUAUUACUUUGACGUAUAUCGGGCCUAGUAUUCUUCACUUUACGGGGUUUUUAUACGCACUUUAUUUAUUUAGAGUAUCAGACAAUGAACAGUUACAAAAUCUUAUGGAAAGAGUGUUCCUUUUGUCUUCUUAUGCUCCACAAGGAAUGGCCACAGCUAAUCCUAAACGCUUGUUACGGAUGUUAUGGAUCUUCAUAAUUUUAAGUGUUGUCUGGAUGUGUGUUUCUUUAUGCUCUGUAAAUUUAAUGUUAGCCAGAGGAACAAUAAUGUUCCGAUGGAUGGAAACAAGCUCCAAUGACGCAAAACUCGCUCUGAAAAUACUUCUUAUUGUAUGUACGCUGAUACAUGACAUGGUUCAGGCUACAGUAAUAACCAGCUACUGUCUGCAGGCACAAUUACUACAAGCCCAUCUUAUGUUUCUCAAAGAGCGUUUACUUAACCGUACUAUUACCCCUUUGAAUUGGAUGAGGGAAAUUGCAGAAUUCCGGAAGUUACUUAAGUAUUUGAAUGACGAUCUGGCGCCCGCCGUUUGUCUUUUCACGUUAGUGAAUAUAUCAUGGGCGGCGUCCGGUCUCAUGUGGUUGUUUGACCUUGACAAGGUGGACACGGAGACUGAGCCAAUUGCCGGAAUUAGCGUUCUUAACCAAUUGCUUUGGUUGUCCGCGGUUGUGGUUCCAUUUGUUCAGGCUGCACGGCUUUCAAAGGAAUGCCGGAGAACGCAAUCAGUAGGGCACGACCUGUGCGUUCGACCGUUCCUGCACCAGGACACAUCGCAAGAGGACAUUAGCUCUGUACUCAUGUAUGCCGCUACGCUCAAACUUCGCGCCAAAUUGUUCCAUUACCCUAUCGCUGGCCGAUAUGUCUGUCUCGUUCUGACAAUCGCUGUUAUUGUCCUCUUCGCCCUAGGCAUGUGUCACUUUUUACAG
Molecule: messenger RNA, 3183 nt
Organism: Iphiclides podalirius (scarce swallowtail)
Lineage: Eukaryota; Metazoa; Arthropoda; Insecta; Lepidoptera; Papilionidae
Source: the annotation of a GenBank genome assembly